Messenger RNA from Drosophila willistoni, 5233 nucleotides. RefSeq names its product AP2-associated protein kinase 1. Lineage: Eukaryota; Metazoa; Arthropoda; Insecta; Diptera; Drosophilidae. The transcript has 8 exons. Gene Ontology annotation, molecular function: AP-2 adaptor complex binding; protein serine/threonine kinase activity; ATP binding. Gene Ontology annotation, biological process: protein phosphorylation; regulation of clathrin-dependent endocytosis; positive regulation of Notch signaling pathway. The record is from RefSeq and is a predicted model, not a curated record. Bases 270 to 4973 code for a protein of 1567 amino acids. Gene Ontology annotation, cellular component: cytoplasm.
UUGGUUGUUGGCAACAACUUUCUUUUCUGAAAAAAAGAAAAACGGAAAGUGCGCAAAAUAAAAUUAAUUAAAAGCAUAAAAAACUUCUAGUUAAAUGUUAAUUAACUGCCCUCGAGGCUGAAAAGCGGCUAUCCCACGAUAAUCAACAACAACUGAUUAAACGCCAACAUCAGUAAAUAAGUGCGUGUGUGUGUGUGUGAGUGAGAGGCCAGUGCAGUCGACGUCGCAGCCGCUGCUCUGCCACUGUUGCAAAAAAAAAAAAUUGGAAAAUGAAGAAAAUCCUAUCAAAAUUCGAGCGAAAUGAAAACUCGAGACUGGAUAAUUCGCACAAUAGCAGCGUGUCAUCAUCCAAGGAGACAAACUCGUUUGUGGGCAAAGUAUUUACAGUGGGACGCGUUGCGGUCACCGUUGAAGAUGUCCUGGCCGAAGGUGGCUUUGCCAUGGUCUUUCUGGCACGCGGCAACGGUGGAGGCAAUGCCUCGGCUACAAAAUACGCCUUGAAGCGUAUGUAUGUGAAUAAUGAUCAUGAUUUGAAUGUGGCCAAGCGGGAAAUACAGAUUGCAAGCAAUCUGAGCGGUCAUAAAAAUAUAAUUGGCUAUGUGGACUCCAGCAUAACGCCCACGGGGAAUGGUGUUUGUGAGGUUCUGCUAUUGAUGCCGUAUUGUAAGCAUCACAUGCUGGCCAUGAUGAAUGCUAGAUUACAUAUUGGCUUCACCGAGCCCGAGGUGCUAACCAUUUUCUGUGAUAUUGCCGAGGCAGUUUCCCGUUUGCAUUACUGCCAAACACCAAUUAUACAUCGUGACCUUAAAGUCGAGAACAUUUUGCAGACCGAUGGCGGUAAUUUUGUGCUAUGCGAUUUCGGUUCAGCUACCGGCAAAACAUUGAAUCCACAGCAACAUGGUGUGACCAUGGUUGAGGAGGAGAUACAAAAGUAUACGACAUUGUCGUAUCGGGCACCCGAAAUGAUUGAUCUGUAUAGUGGCAAGAGUAUAACUACGAAAGCCGAUAUCUGGGCAUUGGGCUGUAUGCUGUAUAAGCUAUGCUUCUUCUCCCUGCCAUUCGGUGAGAGCACGCUGGCCAUACAGAAUGGCCAAUUCGCCAUACCGGAUAGCUCAAAAUAUUCCAAGGGUAUGCAUCAAUUGAUUAAAUAUAUGCUGGACACGGAUAUAGAGAGACGUCCGAAUAUAUGGCAAGUUUGUGAAGUGGCCUUUCGUUUGGCCGGCAAGGAUAAUCCCGUUCAGAAUUUACAUAAAACUCCCAUUCCAAACUUUGAUCAAUUGCUUGUGCCGCCUUUUGAAUCGGAGGCGAAGAGAAUCAAUGCGGCUGCUGCCAAACAGGCGAAUGCAAAAACUCAAAAUGUCUCCAUAAUAGAGGCAGGAACCAGUGUGGUUCCACGCUCUCGCCCUAAAGGAUCUUCGGCAGUUGCGCACGGUGGUCCUGGCUUGGGUUUGGGCUUGCCACCAAGUCCCUCGCCAAGGCAAAAUAUCACCUCACCUCAGCCGCAGCCGGUGGUUGAGCAAUUUCAGGCCAAUUUUCCAGCCAUGCCGCCAGCCAGUGUAGUUCCUCCUUCCGUUCCUGCAGCUCCAGUUGCAGUAGCAACAGCAACAACAACAACAACAGCAGCAGCAUCGACUACCACUUCAGUGGGUAGUCAACUGUUUGAGUCAAGCGGCUAUCCAGAUCCGUUUAACGAGACCAGUGAUACUAACAGCACCGCCACAACAUCCUUAUCCACAACAGCAGGCGGAGGAGCGCCUGAAAAGCAGUCAAAAGAAGAGGAUCUUAAUCAGCAGGAUGCGCCGAUCACAAAUUCUGGUGGCACGCCCACAAAGAAUAUGUUAACGCCACCCAAACCUACCAAUACGGGCGGUCAUCGGCGCAAUGUUAGCGAUACCUCAGCCUUUAAUAAAACCUUCGCCAAUGAGACCAGUCAGUUUUUGGCACCCUAUAACAAUAAUAUUGCCGCUGCCGGCGAUGGACAGCCAGCGACUUUGGCCACUGCAGCCUCGAAUCCGGGCAUCUAUGCAGCUGCAACUGCCUCACUAUGCAGCACAGAAUUCGGCGGACGACAAACAAUGGAUAAACGUGUCGAGGCCUGGAAUCCCUUUGAGGAGGAGCAACCAUUUAGCCAAAUGACCGAGGAUCAUAUAUUUGAAGCGGAAUUCGAUAAGAUACGUCAACGGGGCAGUCAAGGAAGUAUAACAGCGAAAUCGGCAUCGACCACUUCAACGUUAACGCCUACCGAACAAAAUGUGGUUGUCGCUGUGACAACAGCUCCUCCUGCUUCACAUCAAUCUUUUCCGCCUGCCACUAAUGCUGUCCCUAAUCCUUCUGCCGCUGUUGCCACUGUUGCUGCCGCUAUUUCGCCACAUCCUGAGGAUCCAUUCGGUUCGGCUCCAUUCAGUUUGCCACCCGGACUGCGUGAGAAGGCCAGCUCGUUACGCAAAACCGGAGCUAAAUUCAUCAUCAGCAACAGCAGCAACUCCUCUGGAAUAGUAGCAUCAUCAUCAGCCGGCGGAAGUGUUGGAGCUGGAGCCGGCGAUUCAUCCAAAUGGCUGCUAUCCCCUACACUGGAAGUAUCCAGUGAGGAGAAGACCUCGUUAUUGAGUUGUAAACUUAAAACGGACUCGGAAUGUCUGGGAGUCGGUGGUGGUGGAGGUGGAGAAGGUUCCUCUGGCUAUGUGAAGUUGCCACUCGAUGAUCGUAAUAAAUAUGAAAAACUUCGCAGUAAUGAUCAGCCCACAUCGGAUGAUUCGGACUCGGCCAAUGAGUUCUUUCAACAGGACAGCGAUGAGGGUGUGACUGGCAGUAAAGCGGCAAUUUUUAAGCAAAUGCAAUUGGUUACUAGCAAUAUACCUGAAACUAUACACAAAAUCCAACAAGUGGCCUAUCACAAAGUGGACAAGACUGCCACCCAUUUGCCCAUAGUGAAGAAACUGAGGCAAGGAGCCACCAAGAAGCCCACAUCGGCAGCUCAUCAGGCGGCACAACAAUUGAAUAUAAUGGCUGCUGCAGUUGCUGCCCAGGCACAGGAGGCGGAAUCGGCAAAGGCUGCCGAUUCGGAUGGCGAUUCAAUUGGUUCGGCCAGUGAUUUGCGAGCCGAAGAUGAUGAUCUCUUUGAUGAGAAUCCCCGUUCAAUGCAGACAAAAUUGGGGCGGCGUCCCCUGGCCAUGGAUAUGGAUGGCAUAAGUGAGAGUGUAAAGACCUGUAGCAGUUCGGCAUAUCAUGCCGAAUGCGAGAGUGUGACCACCCACGAGGAUGAUGUGCGCAGUCGUGUGGUGGUCAAGGUGAGAAUGAAGAAAAAGGAUCGUUUGGCAGCAGCGGCCGGAGCAAAUGGUGACCCGAAUGCCACAUUGAAUGCAGAUGAGCUUAGUCCCACUUCAAGUGACUUAUUGCAUAAGUUUGGUGAUCGUCCAUUGCUCUUGGAUGAUGAACUGGACUAUGGUUCAGGGGAAAGUAAAAGUAGCAAUGAAUCUCACUCGGAAGAGCCAAUCCCAGGUGGCCCCAAUGUGCACCCACUUGGAGAGUUGGAAAAAGUGGAUGAUGUGGAUGUCUUUGCUAUGGCUCCAUUUAAACUUCCAGUGGGUUUGCCCAUUAAAAGAAAAUCCAAACCAAAACCCAAGCCAAAGCCGACCAAUCAGCCAGAGGUGUGGACCUCUACACCUGUGAAGGGUUCGAGUGGAGAUCAAGCGAAUUUUGCCAACUUUCCAGCACAAAUAACGCCUACGCCACCACAGCUGGAUGAAUUCAAUGAGCCCAUCUUCAAUCCGUUUCAGAAUGUGGACGAACAGAUGCAACAGGUGGAGGGAGAUGAGAGCCAACAGCGGGAUCUCUUUGGAUUGGAGCCCUUUGCACAGGUAAUACCCAAGUGUGUUGAUGUGGCAGGUAAUCACCUACAGCAGCAACAACAACAGCUCCAGCUCCAAUUUCCCAGCCAAACCAACAACAACAACAAUAAUAAUAACAAUAAUAUAAUCAAAGUGCCUCCACCACCUCCUCCUGUCAUUGCCCCAACACAGAAACCACAACUAGCACAACUGGUGACCAUAAACCACUCAAUCAUUAUCAAAAACAAAACUCCCGAACCCUCCUUGAGCAGCAUUAUUACCAAUAAUAAUAACAACAACAACAACAAUAUCAAUAAAUUAAGUGGUCCAAGCAGUGUCUAUGUCAAUGUGCCGUCCACGUCUUGCAACACCUCCUCCUCGUCCUCCUCUAGUUGUCCACCGCAAGCUAUCUCCGUGCUAGCCAUAGCACCACCUCUGCCAGCACCCGUACCAGCUUCAGUUCUAGUUCCUGCACCGCAACCUCCUCCGCACCUGAAGCCCUUGCUGCCAAUUGCGGAUAAUGCAUAUGUGCAAAUCUCUCAAGAUCGCUGCUCGGACUUCACGCCCGACGAUGAGGAGGAACCCGUGGUGUUGCAUGCUGCCGAAAUGGAUCGCCCUGAUAUCGCCGCCGCCGCCGGCGCCGCCUCUUCCGGCGCCUCCAUCACUGCAACGAAACCGAGGAAGGAGAAAUCCAAUUUGGCUGUAAGAGUGCUGCCAGUGGCCAAACUUACCCAAAAGGUCAAAGGACACGCCUACAAGAAAUCAUCGUCCAUUGGUGGUGGCGCUCUAGGAUCCACCACAUCCCUAAGUUCGGGCAGCAAACAGAAACAUCAACGUCUGCAAUAUCAAUCCCAUGAUGACGAUGACGACGACGACGACGAUGUCGUCAAGGGUGGCAACAGCGAUGAUCGGCUGAAGCAACAGGAUGAGAAUCGUGCGGGAAGUCGAAAUUUUCAAUCCAAUACCAUACAGAAUUCAGCUAAAACCGGUUUCAGUAAUAUGAGUUUUGAGGAUUUCCCCUCCGAUCAUGAAAUGGAUCGUCUCUCAAAGACCAUACCAUUCGAAGUGGUCCGCAAUGAGAAAAUGCUAUUGGAGGCGGAGAAGAAAUUUGGCUCACUAAAACGACGCAAUAAUUUAUUCUCCUAGAAGGAGUAUUCCUAUCCUCCCCUAAUCCCCGUUUAUAUCUACAAUAUCAUUGCAGAAAUUUCAGCAGAAAUGACGAGCAGAGACCUGAGAGACUGAAAGUUGUUCAUUUUUUGUUGUAUUAUUUGGCUUAUCUCUGAGUUUCUAUCAUUUGCUGCAUUAUUCAUCCCUUGUUACCCCCCGAUUUCCCCGUCUUUAAUAACAGUGGCCGCUGAAAAACAAAAGAAAAUCGAAGAAAAACAUGAAAAAUAUAUACAUAUUAC